Molecule: messenger RNA, 1633 nt
Organism: Camellia sinensis
Lineage: Eukaryota; Viridiplantae; Streptophyta; Magnoliopsida; Ericales; Theaceae
Product: S-adenosyl-L-methionine-dependent methyltransferases superfamily protein
Source: RefSeq, a predicted model, not a curated record
AAGCUUCUCUCUUCCUCUCAGCUUCUUCGCUCCUAUUUUCUUUUGACUUAUAGCCCGUCAUGCACGAUCUCUUUUCUCUCAAAUUACAUGUUUUGAUCUUGAUUUUUGCUCAAUAUAAACUGAGUCUUUGAUCAAUCAUCGCUCUGAUAAUCCAAUUCCAUUGUUUUUGCGCUUUACAGAAAAAUGAUGGGAGUUGUGGUACCAUUAAGCAUUGCCAGUUUUCCUGCUUCUCCAAAUAUUUAUCUGAAGUCCUGCCAUUACAGGUGUCCAUUACGGAUUUUUUGAGCUCAAGGAUUAGGCUACAAUGCGUGCACCAUCACUUCUUUCACAUUGCUUGCCCGGCUUGGCACCCCAUGACCAGGGAAGUCAUAGCAUGUCCUCCGUUUCUGAAAGAGAUGUGCAUCUCCCUUCACCAGCUGUGGAGAUUAUCCCAUCAAAGACUGCUCACCCUUACAAGUAUGCUGGGGAGAAUGUAGACUUGCAAGGGAUCAAUGUUUUUAAGGGAAGAAUUAGUGUUGCUGAUAUAAUCAGUUCUGCUGGCUCAGAAAUGAUAUCUUCAAAACAUGAUGGACUGCUGAAAUGUUGGGACAGCUCAGUUGAUCUUCUUAAUGUCCUUAAGCAUGAGGUUCGUGAUGGACAAAUGAGCUUUAGAGGCAAAAGGGUACUUGAGCUAAGUUGCAGCUGCGGACUUCCAGGAAUCUUCGCUUGUCUGAAGGGAGCUGCUACAGUGCACUUUCAAGACCUGAAUGCCGAAACUAUAAGAUGCACAACUAUCCCUAAUGUCCUGGCCAACCUUGAGCAGGCUCGGGACAGGCAAAGCCGACAGCUGGAGAGCCCCCUAACUCCAUCGAGGCAAACUCUGGCUCCGGCAGUACAUUUCUUUGCUGGGGAUUGGGAAGAACUUCCCACAGUCUUGUCUGUCGUGAGGAAUGAUGGGUUUGAAGUUCCAAAACCAACCAGCCUCAGCUUUUCCGAGGAGGAUUUUAUGGAUGGUUCUAGUAGCCAAGAUGGAAGCAUUGUAGGGCAUGAAUCUUCCUCAAGGAGAUCAAGGAAGCUCUCUGGAAGCCGAGCAUGGGAGAGGGCUAGUGAGACGGACCAAGGUGAAGAGGGUUAUGAUGUGAUUUUGAUGGCGGAGAUUCCAUACUCAUUUUCUUCUUUGAAGAAGCUAUAUGCUCUUAUAAAAAAGUGCUUGAGGCCACCCUAUGGAAUAUUGUUCUUGGCCGCGAAAAAGAAUUACGUUGGCGUCAACAGUGCAGCACGGCACCUGAGAAGUCUUGUGGAUGAGGAAGGCAUUUUUGGAACCCAUUUAGUCAAAGAGAUGUCUGAUAGAGAGAUUUGGAAGUUCUUUCUCAGAUGAAAAUAAACAAAUAAAUAAAUAAAGUACUAAAACUCACAGGAACUAGUAGUAAAUCAUCUAAAAUUAGGGUUUUGUUUUUAGUCCUGUUUGUACAAUUCACAUUACAUGGAUUUUACCAUUAUUAUUUUAUUUUUUAUAUGUUGGUAAUUAAGUCUCAGAAUUGAAAAGAGAAGCUGGUGGAUUUUUAUUUUGUUGUCUUAUGUAAUCAAUCUGUCUUCCUCUCCAGUUUAAUCUAAAUUGUAAAUCAAAAUAUUACUUAAUUUAUUUAUUUUUUUA